Molecule: messenger RNA, 1155 nt
Organism: Aspergillus novofumigatus IBT 16806
Lineage: Eukaryota; Fungi; Ascomycota; Eurotiomycetes; Eurotiales; Aspergillaceae
Product: BAR domain-containing protein
Exons: 5
Coding region: 107-1024 (305 amino acids)
Cellular component (GO): cytoplasm
Molecular function (GO): protein binding
Source: RefSeq, a predicted model, not a curated record
CCCAAACAAACCAAUUUGCAGCAAAUAAGUUGAUUCUCAAUCUGCCAGUACUCGAGGCUGUGCUUACAUCGGUUGUAUUCAUCGGUCCACGAAUUAAUCUGCCACCAUGGACAAGUUCCAAGCUUUCGGAAAGAACCUCAGCGCGAGCUUCACCCCCUUUGCUGCGCGCACGCAGCAGUUGAUCAAGGAGCAGUUGGGUCAGGCUGAAGACAAGACGCAGCUCCCUGAUGAAUACAUCGAGCUCGAGAAGCGCGUUGAUGCGCUGAAGCUGGUACACCAGAAGCUCCUCCAAGUGACCUCCCAGUACUCCAACGAGGCCUACGACUACCCUCCCAACAUCCGCGAGUCCUUCAAUGACCUAGGCCGCACCAUCAGCGAAAAGGUCCAGCUCCUGUCGCAGGCCGCGUCCCCCGCCGAGGCGCAGGCGGCCCUGGUCGCCCCUCCAUCGGCCAAACCCCAGCCCAAGACCUUUAACCAUGCCAUCGCGCGCGCCUCUCUUGCUGGAUCCCAGACCCUGGCACAGGUCCACCCCGGCGAGGACCCGCUGGCGACCGCGCUCGAGAAGUACGCGCUCGCUUCGGAGAAGGUGGGCGAGGCCCGUCUGGCGCAGGACGCUCAGAUCCAGUCGCGCUUCCUGGCUGGUUGGAACACUACCCUGAACACCAACCUGAUGUUUGCGGCCAAGGCGCGCAAGAACGUGGAGAAUGCCCGGCUCAUGCUCGACUCGAUCAAGGCCAGGCGGAAGGCGGCUGCCGGCGGUGAUCUGGACAACCUGAGCGAGGAGGCGCGUGCGGAGAUUGAACAGGCGGAAGACGAAUUUGUCGGCCAGACUGAGGAGGCCGUGAGUGUGAUGAAGAAUGUUCUUGACACCCCUGAGCCUCUGCGGAACUUGGCAGACUUGAUUGCUGCGCAACUCGAGUUCCACAAGAGAGCCUACGAGAUUCUCAGUGAGCUGGCUCCUGUAGUGGACGGAUUGCAGGUUGAGCAAGAGGCUAGCUACCGUAAGAGCCGUGAGGGUGCUUAGACUGCGCCUGGGCGUGUUGUUCUCUUCUUUUAGUUUUUGUCUCCUUCUCGUCAGCCACAUUGUGAUAAACGCGACUGUUUCUGCGACAGACUUAUAUCCAUAUAUCUUUUCCGCAAAUGUAGACUGCUGGU